AUGAUUUUUAAACCUUGGGCCGAAUUUCCUCCUCCUCGCCAUCUUCUGGACGACCAAGAAGAUGCAGAUAUUGAAGACCCAGAACCAGCAACUUUUUCCGCCACCCUAAGCCCCGCACCCCGAGCCCAGCCAAUUUCUCGUUUGGUGGUUGUGGCCUCGCGUCUUGUACCUUUAUUCCGUGCAUAUGAAUCAGCUUCUGUAGCUUACACUGUAUCUCUGACAGCUUCGCUUCCAAAGAGUCUAACAGAAUCUUUGGAUGAAGAUGAUGAUGAUGAUGAUGGGACCUUUGCCCCAGAAUCUCGUUCACCAUUUGUUCUCAAACUUCCAAUUUUACAAAUUGACUCAAACACAUUGCUUCUGCCCUUGGCUCCAGGAACUCCAGUGCCUGCUACCCAUGAACUGGCUGCAGCAUUAGGUGGUUUGGCAAAUGAAACAAUUGUUCUGGCAGCCACUGGUGGUGCUGCUGGGUCAGGCCGUGUGGGAGGUGCACAAAUGCCUGUCGCUAGUCUUAUAUCAAGUGCUGCUGCAAAUUCUCCAUUAUUAUUGCCUGGCCUUGCUGCUGUCCCCCCACUAAGUGUUCCGGAAAGUUUACAAGGUGCACCCGCUGCAAUUCUUGCUCGUGCAGAGUUGGAAAAUAGACGGGCACUAGCCUUGGUAGUUGCAGGCGAAGGUCCUGUGGAUCACGAGCAAGUGGAUUCUGAUGGUCUAUUAGCACUUGCAUACUUAGUCAAAACCAGCCUCGGCCUACAACAAACACAAUCCACGCUCCCAUCGCAAUCAUCUCGAAUGUAUCUGUAA
Messenger RNA from Magnusiomyces paraingens, 798 nucleotides. RefSeq lists its product as uncharacterized. Bases 1 to 798 code for a protein of 265 amino acids. NCBI's taxonomy places the organism in Eukaryota, Fungi, Ascomycota, Dipodascomycetes, Dipodascales, Dipodascaceae. The transcript is spliced from 2 exons. The record is from RefSeq and is a predicted model, not a curated record.